AUGGCGGGAACCGAAGGGGGUCAAGCAGCGGCGGAUUUCCCGAGCUUCACGGAAUCGAUCUGCCUUUUCUUCUACUUCUUCUUCUUCUUCUUGGCCGCCAAGCUCUUCUUCACCGCAACACGGCUAGCGACAGGGGGCGGAGAUACCGCGAGACUGGUCGGCGGGAAAAAGAUCAACGGUGUUAGAGUUCAACCGCGAUCUGGUUUCUCGGGGAACGCCGGUCGAUCGUUUGUCUCCUGA
This is a messenger RNA of Linum tenue, 240 nucleotides long. Lineage: Eukaryota; Viridiplantae; Streptophyta; Magnoliopsida; Malpighiales; Linaceae. The record is from the annotation of a GenBank genome assembly.